AUGAUUCGUUGCAAUAUUGAUGUAGAAAACUUGCCGGUUAUUGCUGGUGGGGAGGAUUAUAAAAUUUGGGACUUAGACAGCAAAGGUGUUUUCUCAGUUAAGUCGGCUAAGGCCGCUCUUAAGUUGCCAGCUGAAGUUGUACCUUGUGAAAAUCUGUUUUCUCGUCAGGUUGUGCACCCUACUUUGAGUGUGCAAUAUUGGAAGAUUUGGUCCAAGCAAUGUUGUGCUAGUGAAGACAAUAUUAUUAAGAAGACUGGUAGGAGCAUGCCUACUAUGUGUCGUUUAUGUAGAAAAAGUGGCGAAACUCUUAGCCACAUCACUUGGCAUUGCAGAGUAGCUAGGAGGAUUUGGGCUUGGGUGGCUGGAGUUUUCAAGCUCGAUCCAAAGGAAGACCUGGUGGACUCAUAUAAGGCUGCUAAGGGUCGUAGUAUAAUGAUCAAGGACCUGUGGUUAGUUGCAAAUCUGGCAAUUGUCACGGAGUUAUGGAAGUUACGUAACAAGUCUUAUUUUGAGAACAUGGCUUUUCAUUGGCUGGGCUUUAAAGGGAGAGUUUAUCAGGUUAUUCGUGAUAAUUCUAUUAGAAUGAAAGUCCACAUGCAUAAUACUUUAGAGGAGUUACGCAUUCUGAAUUAUUUCAAAGUGCGGCAUAGAUCAUGCAAAACGUCUACCCCAAUUGAGAUUAGUUUGUCUCCUCCUGAUCAAGAUGAAAUCAUGAUUUGUUGUGAUGGUGCUUCUUUCGGAAACCUGGGCCAAGCUGGUGCAGGUGUGGUUUUCAGGAAUGCAAGUUCAGAGGUGCUUGGUGUUCUUUGUGUUGGCCUUGGUUGGCAAACAAAUUUCUAUGCGGAGGUUUGUGCGAUUAUUUAUGGUGCGAUUAUGGUUAAGAGAUGGAAUUUGAGGAGUAUUUUCAUACGUUCUGAUUCGAAGAGUUGUAUUCAAGAUUUUCAAAAGAAGGAGUUGCCUUGGCAGCUGGUGCAGAAGUGGAAAAUUGCGAAGUCGUUCUACUCAAAUGUCUGUUAUAUUCAUAGUUAUAGGGAGGCUAACUUUUCAGCUGAUCGGCCAAGCAAGCAUGUUUGCUGGCUGAGGAUAUUUUUGAGUUUUUUGAGGGUAGGAUUGGUUUUAUUCCUGCUGUGGAAUGGCCUGGAAGGGUUUAUUUCGUUUCACUUAGGUCUUUCUGGUGAGUGGCCUAGCGGCUAG
Molecule: messenger RNA, 1194 nt
Organism: Papaver somniferum (opium poppy)
Lineage: Eukaryota; Viridiplantae; Streptophyta; Magnoliopsida; Ranunculales; Papaveraceae
Exons: 1
Coding region: 1-1194 (397 amino acids)
Molecular function (GO): nucleic acid binding; RNA-DNA hybrid ribonuclease activity
Source: RefSeq, a predicted model, not a curated record